AUGUCCCUCAAUGUUGAGCCGGCCGUCGGCAAUUUUCCAGCCACUGGAGGCAAUGCUACACAUAACAUUAUUUCACUUGUCGAUACGAGGCUCGCUUUCAAGGUGAAGUCAUCAAACAAUGAUCACUAUCGCGUCAGGCCUGUGUAUGGAUUCGUUGAUGGAAAGGUGAGAAUACACAACAAGUUGUAG
This is a messenger RNA of Cooperia oncophora, 189 nucleotides long. NCBI's taxonomy places the organism in Eukaryota, Metazoa, Nematoda, Chromadorea, Rhabditida, Trichostrongylidae. The record is from the annotation of a GenBank genome assembly.